Molecule: messenger RNA, 468 nt
Organism: Olea europaea var. sylvestris
Lineage: Eukaryota; Viridiplantae; Streptophyta; Magnoliopsida; Lamiales; Oleaceae
Product: rhomboid-like protein 20
Exons: 3
Molecular function (GO): serine-type endopeptidase activity
Source: RefSeq, a predicted model, not a curated record
UCCUUAAUACUUAUUUAUCUGGCAGAUCCCACCUUGACUGUACUCACAUCAGGACCCUACAGUCUUAUAUUUUCUUCGUUUAUACCCUUCUAUUUUGACAUUCCGGUUACAACAAGGUUUCGAGUGUUUAGCCUCCACUUUUCCGACAAGACUUUUAUUUAUUUAGCUGGUCUUCAGCUUCUUCUGUCAUCCUGGAAAAAAUCUAUGGUACCUGGGAUCUGUGGUAUUCUUGCAGGUUCCCUUUAUCGCUUAAAUGUUCUUCACGUCCGCAGGAUUAAGUUUCCCGAAUUUAUAACCUCAUUCUUUUCUCGACUUUCUUGGCCAUUCACGGGGAGUACAUCUCCCGCUGCACCAGCCAGGAAUAUCCUGGGAAGUACACCAUUCCAUGCAGGUCGCCAAGUGGAGGCAAGUACAAAGUUAAUUUCUAGCAUUGUCAUAUGCAUUCAUAUGUAAUUAGUAUUAAAAUUU